AUGGUUAACGUUCAUAAGGGUAUAUUGAUAAAAUGGUAAUUGAUUACGUCUUUUACUUUCUUCCUCAAAAGUGAUCCGGCUAUGAAACAGUUUCUAAUCCACUUGUCAGAAAAUCUGAUUCUUGGAACUCAGUUUCUUUACAAUGAUCUGGAUGAGUGCCAUAUCUUCAUUGACCCCGAAGUUCUUCCAAGGCUUCAAGAACAAGUUGAUAACCUGAUGGAGAAAUUGUCCUUUCCCCUUGCUGCUGACGCGGAUUAA
Messenger RNA from Spirometra erinaceieuropaei, 258 nucleotides. The record is from the annotation of a GenBank genome assembly. NCBI's taxonomy places the organism in Eukaryota, Metazoa, Platyhelminthes, Cestoda, Diphyllobothriidea, Diphyllobothriidae.